UUUUUUUGGAGUUCUGUUUCUUUCUUUAUUUACGAUGACGUAGCGGUUGUCGACGACUCGAUACGGGAUACCUGAUUUCCUUGGGGCAUUACGAAUCGGUCACUCGGCGCAUUUGGAGUCUACGAUUUCGGACCGUCCUAUAUGUACUAUAUACCAUGGUCGAACUGGAUCUGGCUUCGGUUUUUCCUUCCCUAUCGGUUUUAUCGGACGCCUGGCAUCUCUCUUCUUCUGCCGGGCCACGUCUUCACCAAGGAGUGUCUGUGCCACUCCUUUUUCACCUCUUCAUCAACUCCACAGCAUUGGCCGCCGGGCGGGUAAUUUCUAAAAAAAGUCCGAUCCCUAUUCUCUGCAAUGGGGAGCCACCCUUUCCUAUUACAACUACUGGCCUAUUCGAUACACAAGGAUAUGAUUAUUGCCCUUUGAACUGUAUGACUUUGCGCCACUCACAAGUGGCGCUCGACGUGCAGCUCUUCCACCCCAAUUCUCCACGACUUUGGCUUCUUUGGCCGCCAUCUCUGCACCAUCAUCUCCUUACCGUUUUGUCGAUGCACCACACAUGCAAGUCGACCAUUCAUCAAAUAAUCUCACGGACAUACUCCCUCACCAUUAAGUCCGUAACCCUGAGCGUCUCUCUCUGCUCAUUCAACUGUUGAUCAUCGCUCGUCUCUACAGACAAAGCGAACCAGAUCAGGCUGGGUUGUGAAUAUGUUGCCCGCUUCCGACUCUUCCGUGCA
Molecule: messenger RNA, 734 nt
Organism: Aaosphaeria arxii CBS 175.79
Lineage: Eukaryota; Fungi; Ascomycota; Dothideomycetes; Pleosporales
Exons: 1
Coding region: 156-653 (165 amino acids)
Source: RefSeq, a predicted model, not a curated record